AUGAUGUCCUUGACGAACAAUCUUCCCACAAACAAUCUUUCUGUCCUACCACCCAUUCUCACCGAUGGAACGGUCAAGUCAAAUCCGAAAGAUCGUCUCUCCACCUACUCCAACCUCUCGAUCACAUCGCAAAAUCGCUCGCGCCCAGGCUCCCACGUCUUCCCCAUCUUCCAUACCAGUCUACCAUACGCCCUGGUUCGAGACUUCGCCUACCCUUCCACCCAUCCCCUCCACUAUGGCCCUCCUCCCCCUCGUGCCUCCAGCGUCUCCACCCCCGCAAGCGAACAUAGACGCCUUUCCGAUCCACCGCCCUCGUGGGAUAUGCGCGGCUCAUGGGCAUCGGGUCAAUCAGCCCCAGAAGUUAAUCAUGGCCAUGUCCAACAAUUGCCCGCUAUGUCUUUCGGGGAUGGGCCCCCGUACAGUGAGGACGAAGACUUGCAUAGCCCGGUAGUCACUUCACGGCAUCACAAGAAAUCAUCCGAUGUGAAUGGUCUCGUAGAUGAGAGAGUCAUGUCUGGAACUGGGAAUAAUGAUCGUGGAAUGCUAGUCGGCAUCAAUGCCGAUGGCAGUGAAACUUACUACGUAAAUGACGGAGACACAAAUGACGAUGGGCCCGGCGGGGAAUACGUCACAUAUCCCGCGAAUGAAGGGCGGUAUUCUAUCAUGGGAUACAGUGGCCCCGGUGGCCAGCAGGGCUUUGAAAAUGAUCACGGCUUCGAGUCCGAGGAUGAAAUCUCCGGUGUGAACCGGUACUCGAGGGAUUAUCAAUUUGCUGUUGGCUGUCCGGAUGAAGAGAUGCACGGGAAGGCCGUUGCUCUCUUUGACUUCACACGAGAACACGAAAAUGAACUGCCUCUGACGGAGGGCCAGGUCAUUUAUGUCUCAUACCGACAUGGUCAGGGCUGGCUUGUUGCUGAAGAUCCCAAAACAGGCGAGAACGGUCUCGUCCCAGAGGAGUUUGUCCGCCUCCUGCGAGACAUUGAAGGAGGUCUGACUUCUCUGAACGGCGAACCAAACCCAGACAUCACCGGCAUCGCAGAUGCCAGCCUAGACUCCAACGAGUCCGACCAACUAUCCACGCCGACCCAAACAGAACGACCUUCUUUGGACGGAACCGACGCUUCUACCAAAGACACAAACGGCAACACAGCCGCAUCUGCUCCAUCAGAUACCAAAGUCUCGCCCGCGAAGCGUGCCAGCACGCUAACAAAAACCUGA
Messenger RNA from Penicillium soppii, 1218 nucleotides. Its product is annotated as adaptor protein NBP2. The record is from RefSeq and is a predicted model, not a curated record. Lineage: Eukaryota; Fungi; Ascomycota; Eurotiomycetes; Eurotiales; Aspergillaceae. The transcript has a single exon. The coding region runs from base 1 to 1218 and encodes 405 amino acids. Gene Ontology annotation, molecular function: protein binding.